AUGUUUCCGUCAUCCACUUCGGAAGAAUGUAUUUCUCAAUUCACACUUCCAAACUACGUGGAAUCACCACAGUCAAUUCAAAGUUUGGACACUGGAAAUAUACCGAAGAAAGUUCGAGGAGAUCUGGAUCUUACUGGACUGGAGCUCAUGCCAUUUUUAUUCAAAGCUGCUGAUAAACUGCAUGCAAUCAAAGAUAAACAAGCGAAGGCAGAGGGAAUCAAGAAAAGAUUGAUUCAGUUGCAAAACAUGUUUAAUGAAAAUAAGAUACCCGAACAUCUCAUAAGGAAUCUGAACUAUGUCGUCGAUUCCAUCGAAUAUGAGAACUAUCAACAAGCAUGGGAACAUUAUAACAGAUUUUCUCAGAGUAUUCCAGAAGAAAUGUCUAAAAGCUGGUUCUGGUUGUCGUCUCUAAAAAUGCUGAUUAGCGAGUUGAAAGGAGCCCAGCGGAUUGGCUCUGCUGGAUCACAUUUUCGAAGUUAA
This is a messenger RNA of Caenorhabditis remanei, 480 nucleotides long. RefSeq lists its product as uncharacterized. Bases 1 to 480 code for a protein of 159 amino acids. The record is from RefSeq and is a predicted model, not a curated record. The transcript has 4 exons. Lineage: Eukaryota; Metazoa; Nematoda; Chromadorea; Rhabditida; Rhabditidae.